AGUUGAGAGAAUCGAAGCGAUUGAGACAACUAGGUAUCUAUCCAUAGAGUCGCAAUAAGUGGUUCCAUCCUUAAACGCCAUUACCCAAGCACUCAACGAUACACAUAUAUACGGAACGAAUCACAGAGCAGCCAUGGCCAGCAACGAGGCCAUCCUUCAGGGCGUCAGCGUCCUCGGCCCUAUCAAGGAGUCGCAGCGCAAGAUCCUGACUCCCCAGGCGCUUGCCUUCCUUGCCCUUCUGCAGCGCUCCUUCAACGCGACCCGCAAGAACCUUCUCGAGCGCCGCAAGAUCCGUCAGGCCGAGCUCGACAAGGGCGCCCUGCCGGACUUCCUCCCCGAGACCAAGCACAUCCGUGACGAUCCGAUAUGGAAAGGCGCCCCGCCCGCCCCGGGCCUUGUCGACCGCCGCGUCGAGAUUACGGGGCCCACGGACCGCAAGAUGGUGGUCAAUGCGCUGAACGCCGACGUCUGGACGUACAUGGCCGACUUUGAGGACUCGAGCGCCCCGACAUGGGACAACAUGGUCAAUGGCCAGGUCAACCUGUACGAUGCCGUCCGCCGCCAGAUCGACUUCAAGCAAGGGAACAAGGAGUACAAGCUCCGGACUGACCGGCCACUGCCCACGCUCAUCGUGCGGCCGCGCGGCUGGCACCUCGAGGAGAAGCACGUCACGGUCGACGGCGAGCCCAUGAGCGGCUCGCUCUUCGACUUUGGCCUCUACUUCUUCCACAACGCCCACGAGACGGUCAAGCGCGGCUUCGGCCCUUACUUCUAUCUGCCCAAGAUGGAGUCUCACCUGGAGGCGCGCCUGUGGAACGACGUCUUCAACCUCGCUCAGGACUACAUCGGCAUGCCCCGGGGAACCAUCCGCGGUACCGUGCUGAUCGAGACUAUCCUGGCCGCCUUCGAGAUGGACGAGAUCAUCUACGAGCUGCGCGACCACAGCUCCGGCCUCAACUGCGGCCGUUGGGACUACAUCUUCAGCGUCAUCAAGAAGUUCCGCCAGAACUCCAACUUUAUACUGCCUGAUCGCGCCUCCGUCACCAUGACCGUGCCUUUCAUGGAUGCCUAUGUCAAGCUGCUUAUCCAGACGUGCCACAAGCGUGGCGUGCACGCCAUGGGCGGCAUGGCGGCGCAGAUCCCCAUCAAGGACGACCCAGCCGCCAACGAGAAGGCCAUGGAGGGCGUCCGCGCCGACAAGCUGCGCGAGGUGCGCGCGGGACAUGACGGAACAUGGGUGGCGCACCCGGCGCUGGCGGGCAUCGCGAGCGAAAUCUUCAACAAGCACAUGCCCACGCCGAACCAGCUCUUUGUGCGCCGCGAGGACGUCACCAUCGGCGCCAACGACCUCCUCAACAUGAACGUGCCCGGCAAGAUUACCGAGGAGGGCAUCCGCAAGAACCUCAACAUCGGCCUGGGUUACAUGGAGGCCUGGCUCCGCGGCGUUGGUUGCGUGCCCAUCAACUACCUCAUGGAGGACGCCGCCACCGCCGAGGUUUCGCGCAGCCAGCUCUGGCAGUGGGUGCGCCACGGCGUGACGACGGCUGAGGGCAAGCGUGUCGACAAGGGUUACGCGCUCAAGCUGCUCAAGGAACAGGCCCAAGAGCUGGCCGCCAAGGCGCCCAAGGGGAACAAGUACCAGCUGGCUGCGCAGUACUUCGCGACCCAGGUCACGGGCGAGGACUAUGCCGACUUCCUGACUUCGUUGUUGUACAACGAGAUCACGUCGCAGGAGAGCCCGAAGCCGGCUUCCAAGCUCUAGAGCCUUGCGGGUCAGAGAGUGGAGUGGAGGUUAUGCAGGAGAAGGGGUGUUAUGACUAGUGGUUUUUCGAGAGAUGGAGACUGGAACAGGUAUGGGCUUUGUUUGGUUUUGAAUUAGUCAUGUGCACUCGUCAGGAAAAUCGGAGCUUUUCAAGUGUUCUUUUUACAUGUUCAGGCCGG
Thermothelomyces thermophilus ATCC 42464 is the source of this 1941-nucleotide messenger RNA. RefSeq lists its product as uncharacterized. The record is from RefSeq and is a predicted model, not a curated record. The coding region runs from base 134 to 1762 and encodes 542 amino acids. Gene Ontology annotation, biological process: glyoxylate cycle. The transcript has 6 exons. NCBI's taxonomy places the organism in Eukaryota, Fungi, Ascomycota, Sordariomycetes, Sordariales, Chaetomiaceae. Gene Ontology annotation, molecular function: malate synthase activity. Gene Ontology annotation, cellular component: cytoplasm; peroxisomal matrix.